AUGAUAAAUAUCGGAAGCGAAUCAAAUUACCGAAUACCCCGAGCAGACUUGCCUAAAUUUGAAGGGUCACACGAAAAGUGGCCUGGAUUUAGCGACACCUUUAAAUCUGCUAUACAUAAUAGCAACAAAUUCUCUGAAUCCGAAAAGCUAAUGUAUCUGCGAUCGUGCCUGCAGGGUAAGACAGCAGAAAAAAUUGAGUCUCUAGAAACUACCGCGGCAAAUUAUCAAGUAGCUUGGUCCAUUUUAGAAAAAUACUAUGAUGAUCCCGUCGCGAUAAUAGAAAACAGAAUACGUGCUCUUUUUGAAUUAUCGUCUUGUCAAAAUGCGUCAGCCUCCUCUCUAGGAGAGAUUCUCGACAAUGCGACCAAACAUUAUCGUGCCCUCGAAGCGUUAAACAAACCAUUUUUAGAUUCGUUCCCGAUUUACCUCUUCGUCUCCAAACUUGACCAUCAAUCGCGAAUAAAAUGGAAGGAAGAAACUCAAGGUAAUUCCUCUCCAAAAAUGAGCGAAUUAUUAGAUUUUCUGCACUCUCGUAGAAAAAUACUUGAAACUUAUAAACCGAACAAAAGCGAAAAAAUGGAUCAGCAUGACAAGAAUAAGAAUCGACGAACGCAUGCGAAUAACGAAAAUCAUAACUCUCAUUCAUAUGCAACUCAAUAUAAGGCUUUAUGUCAUUUAUGCAAAGGUUCUCAUUAUACUCAAUAUUGCGAGAAAUUAGUGAACUCGAGCGUCACCGUGCAAAUAAACAUUAUUAAAAAAGCAACUUUGUGUUUCAACUGUCUUAAAUCGAACCAUCGCGUUGAAGAUUGCAAAUCAGAUCACAGUAAAAAUUGUAGCAAAAAACAUCACACAAUCUUACAUCUUGAAACCAAUCAAAUAGAUAAAAACUCUAAAGCGAAUCUCAUGAACACAAGCAGCAAGCCUUCUCAAUCGACACCCUUGAACACAUUUUAUUCAAAAAACGCGCAAGGCGAAAGUCUUUUGACAACCGCGGUCGUUGAGAUAAUGUAUCGGGACGGAACUUAUAGCGAAUGUAGAUUUCUUCUUGAUUCUUGCUCUCAGCCACAUCUCUUGACGACACGAAUGGUAUCAAAACUAGAGCUUCCCAGACAGAAUAUUAACGUUCCUCUAGGUGCCGUGAACUCACUAUCAUCAUGCACCAUACACAUGACACGAACGAAAGUCAAAUCGCGCUUAAAUAAUUUCUCUUUAAAUCUCGAAUUCUUGAUAGUGGAUGAAAUUAAUGAAUUACUGCCUUCAAGACCGUUAGAUAAACUGCAUUUCAAUAUUCCGAACAAUAUAAAACUAGCCGAUCCAACUUUCAAUAGACCAGGUCCAGUGGACGGUAUCAUUGGGGCUGAAUUCUUUCUUCAACUCUUGAAGCAAGGGUAA
Molecule: messenger RNA, 1392 nt
Organism: Belonocnema kinseyi
Lineage: Eukaryota; Metazoa; Arthropoda; Insecta; Hymenoptera; Cynipidae
Exons: 1
Coding region: 1-1392 (463 amino acids)
Source: RefSeq, a predicted model, not a curated record